Haemonchus placei is the source of this 564-nucleotide messenger RNA. The record is from the annotation of a GenBank genome assembly. NCBI's taxonomy places the organism in Eukaryota, Metazoa, Nematoda, Chromadorea, Rhabditida, Trichostrongylidae.
AUGGCUUCGGCUAUUUCGGAACUCGACGAGGCAUGGAUUCCACACUGUUUUGUCAAAAGCAAGUCUAAAGAGUUCAUUGGAUGUACGAGUAUUAGCGAAGCGUUUCAUCGUUUGGAUUUAGCUCGAGGCGUUUCCGACGUUCGUCGUUUCAGCUAUAUCGCCAAGGUAGUCGAGAUACUUGUCCAGGAAAAGGUCCAGAAUCUUUCGGGUAAUGCUCGGAAGUCAUUACUUGGGAUUCUGACGGCUAUUGUACUACGAUCUUCUGAAGAAGACGUACACAUAUCAACAGCCCGAGAACUGGUUCAACAGUUCGGUCAAGCUCUCGACGGCCAUGUGUGCGGUUCACCUCAACUGGUAUCUCGCCAUCAGCAUGCAGCUAGUUCACUUCUGGACGUCAUCUCUGAUAGACAGCCAAAAACGGUAGCGUCUGCCGACGAAGCCAGCACCACGUUCCUGGAUCUGCCCAGAGAGAUUCUCUCGCUUGUGCUCCGACGCCUUCCUGAUGAUCGCUCCCUCCUGGAAACAGCUAAGGUACGCGGAAAAUAUUUUUCUCGAGAUUUUUGA